AUGUCUGUUUCUAGCCCGCUUCAAACAUCGUCUUCAUCUCCGGCCCAUAACAACCUCGAUAACAGCCUCGAUAACUACAGAAGCAUGGCUACAGACACGACGACAGCCAGCACUUCACAUGAGCCUACCAUGAUGACGCCUGCCACCACCUCAUCCUCUAUUCCAGGACCUGCCAACUCUCAAGCCUCUCUCAUCGCACUGGGCGCCUCACCACCAGUACCACCAAGUACAUCUCAGCAGCCCAGAGCUGGAGUGUCCACUACUACACCACUCACCGAACCAACACUAUCGCCCUCCCUCUCCAUCUCCUUCAAAACUUGGAAACCUCCCCGCCUCGACUCCACCAGGUUCGAGAAAGGCUGGCUUGACCACAAGUUUCAGGCCAUGGAAAGUACACGCAGUCGCCCCAUAGGCCGCAAUAUUCGGCUCGAGUACCAUUCUGGCGACAUAUUUGCUGCUCCUCCGCGUACUUUACUCAUCCACGCUUGCAACGCAUUGGGCAAAUGGGGCGCAGGCAUCGCUGUGGAAUUCAAGCGACGGUAUCCUCGCGCAUUCGCCAUCUACAAUCGGUAUUGCACUUUGACGUGGAAUCCCAAGGCUAAACAUGUGCCAUCUGGUUCUGCAUUACUUAUCCCUCCUGUGGACAGUCAGGGCCAUUGGAUCGGCUGCCUUUUCACUAGUAAGUGUGUUGGAAAGAAGAAGGAUCGAGAAGAUGAGAUCGUUUCCAACACCGUUUCUGCUGUACAGGAUUUGCUGCAACUGGUCGAAAAUGUAGAUGGUGAAGCGGAGCAUGGGCAAGUUACUGAGAUUGGUCAUCUCAGAAUGUGCAAAAUCAAUAGUGGCAAGUUUGGUGUGGAUUGGCAGGCUUCAAGCCACGCAAUUGGUCGGACGACAUGUCUACCAAACUGGAGAGAUUCAAUUGAGGUUUGGGUUCGCGAGGGCGAGGAAGACGACCAGCAUGAUACGACAGUGCAUGCAAAAGGCGGAGACACGUGGGUCUAUAACAGAAAGUCAGGUUUCCAGACCCUGAUCGAAGGGAGACAAGCUGAGGAUAGCAAUUCGGUCAGCCAGGAGGUUCAGACGGGGAAGAGCCAGCCCAUCAACCAGGAAGAUCCAAAUAGCACGAUCAAGCGUGUAGGCUUUAGUGAACAGCGUGGGCCGAACGAGCAGCGUCAGAAGAAGAGGCCACCUAUUGACGAAACUAAGCAACUCGACAAGGAGCAGGGCAAACGCCUUUGUUUACGCAAGUCGCUAUAG
Plenodomus lingam JN3 is the source of this 1257-nucleotide messenger RNA. RefSeq lists its product as uncharacterized. Lineage: Eukaryota; Fungi; Ascomycota; Dothideomycetes; Pleosporales; Leptosphaeriaceae. The record is from RefSeq and is a predicted model, not a curated record. Gene Ontology annotation, biological process: peptidyl-glutamate ADP-deribosylation.